CACCACAUGACCUCGUUGCGGUGUCCCGUGACCAGCUCACGUGAAUUUUGACAAAUUCAAACGUUUUUUUUUUUUCUGGCGAGGGAUGGACAUCUUGGAACAGCAGCUCGAACAGCAGGAUGUCAGGUAGCGUUUACGUUAAAUAUCGACUAUCUGAUAUCAUGAACACCUAUCCCUUCCGUCUCGCCCGAGGUCUCCCCAAGGUCAUCAUCACUUCGUGCACAGUACGCACUUAUUUACGCCGUAGGACCGACACACACAGUCGUCGAACGUCGUGAAGGACGACGGUGCUGGCACGGGAAUCGUUAUAGAAGAAGCAGAAAUUGUGGAUUGCGAAGGAGAGCCUAUUGGAGAAGAUGAAAUGCGUUAUCAAGAAGCUUUAGCGUACCGAGUUGUCCAAGUGAAUGGCACAACAGCCAUACAACCAACCAAUGAGAUAGAGCUACCUGUGUCGCAACCAGGGAAUAAUACUGUACAGGUUUUAACGUCACCAAUUAAUGGACAGUUUUAUGUUAUUGGAAAUGCCAAUGAUGUCUUUACCACGGCACAAGCGUCAAGAUCUCUGGUGCCAAGAGCAACCACAUUGCAAAUAGAAACUCCGAGAAAUUGCUCUAGUGGCUUGAAGAAGAGAGACGAUAGGCGGAGAGCGACACAUAACGAAGUCGAACGUCGACGUAGAGAUAAAAUAAAUAAUUGGAUUACGAAGUUGGGUAAAAUCAUUCCUGAUUGCAAUGCUAGUACUAAUACUGCUGGCAAUGGCAGCAGUGGAGAGGGAAAAACCAACUAUGAAACUCAGAGCAAAGGAGGUAUUCUGGCAAAGGCCUGUGAAUACAUAGGGGAACUGCGCGUAGCUAAUCAAAAUCUAGGUCAAUGUCUGCGAGAUAAUGAGAAAUUACGACAAGAGAUCACAACACUGAAACAAUUAGUCACCCAAUUAAAACGCGAAAAUCUUCAACUCAGAACGCAAAUAUCGUCCUCCUCAUCGGCUACCAGUGUCGAUGUUAUACGUUUGAGUCCCUAAGUUUCCUUUUUUGUAAGUCAGUGAUUUCUUUCUGUAAAUACUAGGAUCUUAUGAAUUGUCUUGUAUGCAAAAGAUCUAAUUUUUUAUUCUUUUCUCUGGCAACUGCACUGAACUUAAUCAGAUAUUUGAAUUUUAUUGCAUAAAAUCAAAGUUGGAAUUUCUAGUAGUAUAGUCAUAACUGCACAUUUAUGAUUUCAUGUCAACAUUCUAUUAUCUUAAUCUCUAUGGAUUAAUCUGAUUUUAAAUUAAUUUAUUAAUAGCAUCAAUUUCUAAUUGGUAAAUAAAACAAAAUUUUGAGUUUGUAAAAUAGUUUGCAAAAAUUACUGGUUACUGAAAAAAUUUUCGAAAAUCAGUGUGUAUAUAUUUUAAUACAAUUCGAAAUUGUAACAAAACAAGGAAGAAUAAUUUUCGUUGUAUUACAUAUAUAUAAUUAUUUCAUUAUAAUAUGCUAUGCAAGAUAUAAUAUAGCUAACAGCUAACAUAUGUGUAAUUACUUUUUAUAUUACAUGAAAAUAUCAUUGGAAAAUUAAUUUAUUCAUAUCAAGUAAAUUAUGUAUAGAAUGUUCUACUUAAUAUAAUAUAUUAAAUUCUAUAGAGAUUUUUCUCAAAUUUUUGGAGAUAUAUUUCUAUAUAUGUCUUGUUUAAUGGUAUUAGAUGAUAGAAAUCAUAAGAUUGUUACAGUUGUGUAGUUAUGACUAUUAUGUGAAAGAUUUGUCUAUGAGUAGACAUAGAAAUAUCAUAUAUAAAUUUAACAUGUCAAUAUAACUGGCAUACGUUGAAAUAUCGUGGCUGUGAAUAUCAAAACAUUGACAUGGAUUUUUUUUUUCUGGAAAAAUGAUUCGAAAUUGUAGUGCAGAAAGACAGUUUUAUUUGUUGAUUCUUAUAUAUGAAAUCCACAGAUAUGACAAAUGAACGGUUGCGCAGAGUUUGUUACAUAUUUUUUAUCUUUAAUACCGUUUUCAAAUAAUUAUAGGAUAGAAUAUUUUAUAGGAUAAAUCCGAAGAUUUAAAUUGUAAAAUAGAUCAAUUAGACACAUACGAGUGUAGUUAUAUAGUUACACAUGUAUGUGUACAUAUGUAUAAAAUUGCAUAUGGCAAUAACAUAUUUUUUUCAAUGGAAGGCAAUUUGAAAAAAGGUGCAUCUGAAAUUUAUUCUGAAUUAAUUUACUAAGCGUUAGAUAUCAGAAUGUAAUAUAUCGUUGAUGUACAUACCGCGGGUUUUAUUGUUAUAUAAUAAUUAUUAUUAUUAAAACGCGAAGUCUAUUGAAGGAGUA
Cataglyphis hispanica is the source of this 2294-nucleotide messenger RNA. Its product is annotated as upstream stimulatory factor 2-like. The record is from RefSeq and is a predicted model, not a curated record. Gene Ontology annotation, molecular function: RNA polymerase II cis-regulatory region sequence-specific DNA binding; protein dimerization activity; DNA-binding transcription factor activity, RNA polymerase II-specific. The transcript has 5 exons. The coding region runs from base 362 to 1021 and encodes 219 amino acids. NCBI's taxonomy places the organism in Eukaryota, Metazoa, Arthropoda, Insecta, Hymenoptera, Formicidae. Gene Ontology annotation, biological process: regulation of transcription by RNA polymerase II.